AUGACUUGGCUCAAGAAGGGAAUCGAGGUAACAUUAACCAAACGCUGUUUGAUUUCUCUAGCCAUUGCUGCCACCUAUUAUGACACUGUUUGGUGUGAUGUUCUUCCAAUGGAUGCGAGUCACAUUAUACUCAGUCGGCCCUGGCAAAUUGAUCGAAGGGCUAAACAUGAUGGGUAUUACAACACCUAUACUUUCACUCAUAAAGGGAAGAAAAUCACUCUGGCUCCUUCAAAAGAACCGGUGACUGUCCCCAGUUCGACCACCCCUGGCUUUCUCUCAUUGCGAGAUCUGAGGGGUGCUCUUGAAAAUACUGAUGUGGUCUAUACUUUGUUGAAUAAGACAGGUACCCUGGACAGUGUGAUGCUUGUAGUUCCUGAAGGGGUCCAGCCCCUAUUACCCGAGUUUCGUGAUGUCUUCCCUGCUGAUCUCCCACAGGGCCUUCCACCCCUUAGAGAGAUUCAACACCAGAUUGAUUUAAUACCUGGGGCGACCCUACCGAACCUUCCACAUUAUAGGAUGAACCCGACAGAACACAAGGAGCUGCAAUGA
Messenger RNA from Telopea speciosissima, 549 nucleotides. RefSeq lists its product as uncharacterized. The record is from RefSeq and is a predicted model, not a curated record. Lineage: Eukaryota; Viridiplantae; Streptophyta; Magnoliopsida; Proteales; Proteaceae. The transcript has a single exon. Bases 1 to 549 code for a protein of 182 amino acids.